Messenger RNA from Cynocephalus volans (Philippine flying lemur), 1925 nucleotides. Its product is annotated as guanylate-binding protein 4-like. Gene Ontology annotation, molecular function: GTP binding; GTPase activity. NCBI's taxonomy places the organism in Eukaryota, Metazoa, Chordata, Mammalia, Dermoptera, Cynocephalidae. The coding region runs from base 51 to 1925 and encodes 624 amino acids. The transcript is spliced from 11 exons. The record is from RefSeq and is a predicted model, not a curated record.
AGGCUGAGGGCGAAGCUGAGAACACCUCCCGCGCCGGUUUGCAGGUUACCAUGGCAUCUGGAUCCAACAUGAAGGCUCCUAUUUGUCUAGUGGAAAACCAGGAAGAGCAGCUGACAGUCAAUCCAAAAGCAUUAGAGAUCCUUGACAAGAUUUCCCAGCCUGUGACCGUGGUGACUAUUGCAGGACAGUAUCGCACAGGAAAAUCCUACCUAAUGAAUCGCCUGGCAAGACAGAAUCAUGGCUUCCCUCUGGGCUCCACAAUAAGGUCAGAAACCAAGGGCAUCUGGAUGUGGUGUCUGCCUCACCCCUCCAAGCCUAACCACACUCUUGUCCUUCUGGACACUGAGGGCCUGGGUGAUGUGGAAAAGGGUGACCCUAAGAAUGACCUGUGGAUCUUUGCCCUGGCCGUGCUUCUGAGCAGCACCUUUGUCUACAACAGCAUGAGCACCAUCAACCACCAGGCCCUGGAGCAGCUGCACUAUGUGACUGAACUAACAGGACUAAUCCGGGCAAAAUCCUCUCCCAGACCUGCUGACGUAGAGGACUCCACUGAAUUUGUGAGUUUUUUUCCAGACUUCGUUUGGACUGUACGAGAUUUCGUAUUGGAGCUGGUGUUAGAUGGACACCCCAUUACUGAAGAUGAGUACCUGGAGAAUGCCUUGAAGCUGAUUCCAGGCAAGAACCCCAAAAUCCAAAGUUCCAACAUGCCUAGAGAGUGUAUCAGACAUUUCUUUCCAAAACGGAAGUGCUUUGUCUUUGACCGGCCAACAAGUGACAAAAAACUCUUAGCCCAUGUGGAGCAACUGUCAGAAGAUCAGCUAGAUUGUAAUUUCCAGUCACAAUCAAAAAAUUUCUGUUCAUAUAUCUUCACCCAUGCAAAGACCAAAAAUUUGAGAGAGGGAAUCAUUGUCACUGGAAACCGGCUGAGGACUCUGGUUGUGACCUAUGUGGAUGCCAUCAACAAUGGAUCAGUGCCUUGUUUGGAGAAUGCAGUGACAACUCUGGCUCAGUGUGAGAACACAGUGGCCGUGCAGAAGGCAGCCGACCACUACAGUGAGCAGAUGGCCCAGCGCGUGAGGUUCCCCACAGACACGCUGCAGGAGCUGCUGGACGUGCACGCAGCCUGUGAGAGGGAGGCCCUUGCUGUCUUCAUGGAGCUCUCCUUCAAGGAUGAAAAUCGGGAAUUCCAGAAGAAGCUCAUGGACACCAUAGAGAAAAAGAAGAAAGAUUUCUCAUUGCAAAAUGAAGAGGCAUCUGUCAAAUAUUGCCAGGCUGAGCUUAAGCAGCUAUCAGAGACCCUGAUGGAAAGGAUUUCAAGAGGAACUUUCUCUGUUCCUGGAGGGCACAAUCUCUUCUUAGAAGCAAAGAAGAAGGUUGAACAGUACUAUAAGCUAGUGCCCAGGAAAGGAGUUAAGGCAAAUGAAGUCCUCCAGAACUUCCUGCAGUCACAGGCGGCUAUAGAGAAAUCCAUCCUGCAGUCAGACAAAGCCCUCACAGACAGAGAGAAGGACUUAGCAGCCGAGCGGGCCAAGAAGGAGGCAGCUGAGAAGGAGCAGGAGCUGCUAAGACAGAAACAGACGGAGCAGCAGCAAAUGAUGGAGGCUCGAGAGAGAAGCUACCAGGAAAAUCUUGCCCAACUGAAGGAAAAGAUGGAGCGGGAAAGGGAAAACCUUCUGAGAGAGCAGGAAAAGAUGCUGGAGCACAAGCUGAAGGUCCAAAAAGAACUGCUUAUAGAAGGAUUUAAAGAGAAAUCUGAAGGAUUACAUAGAGAAAUAGAUCACAUGCGAAAAGAAAUUGAAAGAACUAAAAACAAUUGGGUUUCAACGUUCUUUGAUGUUGCUGGCGAUGCCUGCAUGAUAACACUGCCUUUGCCUGGUAAACUAAUUGGUGCAGGGCUGAAAAUUUUGAGCAAGCUCACACAAUGA